Dalotia coriaria is the source of this 766-nucleotide messenger RNA. RefSeq lists its product as uncharacterized. Lineage: Eukaryota; Metazoa; Arthropoda; Insecta; Coleoptera; Staphylinidae. The record is from RefSeq and is a predicted model, not a curated record.
GGCACCAUGGCAAUAGGUUGUUUGAUCGAUUUUGAAUCUGUUUCGAAUAAAGUGAGCCACGAGUCUAACGCUGAAUCUUCCGAAUCAGCUCCAAAGCAUCGCCAUGCCGCCAACAGGUGCCAUCAAAGUCUACGACGAGGAAUUCAAUCAACAACUUCAGUUAGCCCGCACUCUCAUUGGGCAAUUGCCUCGAAAACACGACCGGGAGAUUGCCACCAAGUGGAUCAGCAAGCUUUGCUCCAUGCAAUCGCAAGAAGUUACCGUCAAACGCAACCGCAACCAGUUCUUCAAGUAUAUGCUAACCGUCCUCCAUCGCGGCAUCCAUGACCGUCCGGAGCACUACGGCUAUCCACAGUACUCCACCAAGCAUGGUGCCACUGGCAAAACGAUGGGUAAGAACUACAUGAGCAGGUGGUCGGCGGAUAAGCGGACGUACGUGGCGGUGAAGCCGUUGCCAGGUCGUGGCACACUUGUGUACAUGGCGGUAUCCAGCCAGCCCGAGCUCGGUUGGGAGCUACACGACUAAAUUAACAGUUAUACCUUAAAUUUUUGUAUAUACAAUGCAGCGUUCAAACACAUGGUGGCUCCUAGCGACGUUUACGGCCCUUGUUGCCGGGUCCUUUAUGCAAUCCCUUGCGGCUCUUCGGUUUCUUGGCAUUCUUUGCGUUGCCUUUACCUUGCCACUACGGCCAGCUUUCGGCCGUCCGCUGUGAUUUUCCUCCGACCGACUGUUGAACAAAAUAUUAAAUAUUAACUUGUUGGCACA